Messenger RNA from Molossus molossus (Pallas's mastiff bat), 3020 nucleotides. It is a transcript of the gene EPB42, whose product is annotated as erythrocyte membrane protein band 4.2. Lineage: Eukaryota; Metazoa; Chordata; Mammalia; Chiroptera; Molossidae. The transcript has 13 exons. Gene Ontology annotation, molecular function: protein-glutamine gamma-glutamyltransferase activity. Gene Ontology annotation, biological process: peptide cross-linking. The record is from RefSeq and is a predicted model, not a curated record. Bases 211 to 2286 code for a protein of 691 amino acids.
GAGAUACCAGCGAGGAGGGAGUAGGAGAGAAGAAACUUGUCAGGGAGCUCACAAGAGAAGUGGAAGGAAACUAACCUAUUUGUAGAUUCUUAAGCCAAAAAAAGUACCUCCAUCAUUUUCGUCUGGAAGACAGAUUCAAAGAGGGAGCCCCAAGCAACUGUCCAAGACAGGCACUUCCUGUGGCCAAGUGCAUAAGAGCAGCCUGCAUCCAUGGGACAGGCCCUGGGGAUCAAGAGCUGUGACUUCCAGGCAGCAAGAAACAAUGAGGAGCACCAUACCAAAGACAUCAGCUCCAGGCACCUGGUUGUGAGGAGAGGACAGCCCUUCACCAUCAGGCUGCACUUCCGGGCUCCAGUCCAUGCAUUUCAGCAUGCCCUAAAGAAGGUAGUUCUCAUUGCACAAACUGGAGAGCAGCCUUCCAAGGCUACCAGGACCCAAGUCACAUUCCCGAUUUCCAGUCUGGGGGAUCAGAAGAAGUGGAGUGCGAUGGUGGAGGAGAGAGAUGCCCAGUCCUGGACUGUCUCUGUGACCACGCCCUCAGAUGCUGUCAUUGGUUGCUACUCCCUCCUGCUGCAUAUCUUGGGCAGGAAGCCACGCCUACUGGGCCAGUUCAUCCUGCUCUUUAACCCCUGGGUUCGAGAGGAUGCUGUGUUCCUGGAGAACGAGGCUCAACGCUCAGAGUACUUGUUGAACCAGAACGGCCUCAUCUACCUGGGCACAGCUGACUGCAUCCAGGAAGAGCCCUGGGACUUUGGCCAGUUCGAGAGGGAUGUCUUGGACCUCAGCCUGAACUUGCUGGGCACAGACAAGCAGGUGGAGGAGUGGGGAGACCCUGUGCAUGUGGCCCUCGUUUUGGGCGUGUUGCUGCACGCUCUCAAGGAGAAGAGUGUCUUGCCCACCCCGCAGACCCAGUCUGCCCAGGAAGAGGCCUUGCUGAACAAGCUCCGGGGCAGUGUGCCCAUCCUGCGGCAGUGGCUCACAGGCCAAGGGCGACCCGUGUAUGACGGUCAGGCCUGGACACUGGCCGCUGUUGCUUGCACAGUGCUGCGCUGUCUGGGAAUCCCUGCCCGCGUGGUCACCACGUUCGCCUCAGCCCAGGGCACUGGAGGGGGCCUGCUUGUGGAUGAGUACUACAACGAGGAGGGGCUUCAGAAUGGAGAAGGCCAGAGAGGCAGAAUCUGGAUCUUCCAGACCUCAACAGAGUGCUGGAUGACCCGGCCUGAUUUGCCCCAGGGUUAUGGCGGAUGGCAGAUUCUGCACCCAAAGGCUCCUAAGGGAAGUGAAGUCCUGAAGGCCUGUGAUCUGGUCCCCGUCAGAGCAGUCAAGGAGGGGACACUGGGGCUGACCCCUACAGUAGCAGACCUUUUUGCCGCAGUAAACGCCUCAUGUGUGGUCUGGAAGUGCUGUGAUGAUGGGACUCUGGCACUGACCAACUCCAACACUAAGUAUGUGGGCAACAACAUCAGCACCAAAGGUGUGGGCAGUGACCGCUGUGAAGACAUCACUCAGAACUACAAGUAUCCAGAAGGAUCUCUUGAAGAAAAAGAGGUGAUGGAGAGAGUCCAGAAAAAGAAACUGGAACAUGGGGAAGAUAAUGGCAUCUGUCCUCCCAGUCUUGAGAUUGCUGAUCCUCUGUACCUGUUCUUGGAAGCACCCAGCUCCCUGCCCCUGGGAGGGGAUGCCCAGCUCUCCGUGACCCUGAUUAACCCCGGUGACCAGGAGAAGGCUGUGCAGCUGGCAAUUGGGGUGCAGGCGGUGUACUACAAUGGCAUCCUUGCUGCUGAGCUCUGGAGGAAGAAGCUGUUCCUUACUCUCAGUGCCAACCUUGUUAAGAGAAUCACCACCAGCCUGUCCUCCUCCUAUUUUGAGCGACGCCCACCCGAGAACAGCUUCCUCAGACUUACUGCGGUGGCAACACACUCAGAGUCCAGCCUCAGCUGCUUUGCUCAGGAAGACAUUGCCAUUGGUAGACCACACCUUGCCAUUGAGAUGCCACAGGAAGCAGAGCAGUAUAGACCCCUCACGGCCUCAGUCCGCAUCCACAACUCCCUAGAUGCUCCCAUGAAGGACUGUAUGAUCUCUAUCUUUGGAAGAGGGCUCAUUUACAGAGAGAGGAACUAUAGGUUAGGUCCUGUGCAACCUGGAAAUACUUUGUGCACCCAAUUCUGUUUCACGCCGACAAAGGUGGGGCUCCAGAGGCUCACUGUGGAAAUGGACUGCAACAUGUUCCAGAACCUAACCAACCACAGAAGUGUUACUGUGGUAGCUCCUGAACUUGCAGCUUAAAAUAUCAGCUCCAGCAUCACUUGCCCCAACCACCCCCCCCUUGUGUCUAUGAUCUAAAACCAAACAUGCUGGAAGGGAAACUUUGCUUAUCAGACAAAUGAAUCUCCAGAAGUGUGACCAAGAAUAAAACUAGAAGUGUGACCAAGAAUAAAACUAGAUUCCCAGAAAUCAACAGAAAAGACAUUCAUUUCCAUCACUCCAGUUUAAGGCAGCCAUGAAUACUAGUUGCCUUAGAAACUACUGGACUUGAGUGAUAAAAGGAAACCUUUAAAAAGGUAUUCAGAUAAGUACAUUCAGAUUUUUCUGGUUCAGGGUCUUCAUAACAACUUUAGUGCUCACUAACACAUUCAUUACCAUAUGAGUGAAGAAAAGAAUCUAGCAUUUGAAUAAUUCUUAUAUUUCUGAUGAAGUGGGACAAUAUUAGCUAAAAAUUAAAUUUUUAGGUACUCCUAAAAUUACAGUGAUUGGUGCUAUCCUUGACCAUUAUCCUUAAAGUCUCAAAGAUGACUGAACAAAGUUAUAAAAUACAGAACAUAAGACCUGAGAGUAGAAUGAUCUUCUAGAUUCAGCUAUAGGUAAGUUUUAUGAGCGUUCUAUAUUCAUUAAGUAGCUCACAAUUAAAGUCUGAUGUUAAUAACAUGAAUUUUGUGUAGUAGAGAAAUUUGAAAAUAAUUUAGUAUAUAGAAAAUAGGCCCUAUAAGAAAGAAUAAACAACUGGACUCCUUUUGUACAAA